Messenger RNA from Pungitius pungitius (ninespine stickleback), 6401 nucleotides. RefSeq names its product potassium voltage-gated channel subfamily H member 6-like. Gene Ontology annotation, cellular component: plasma membrane. Gene Ontology annotation, biological process: regulation of heart rate by cardiac conduction; potassium ion transmembrane transport; regulation of ventricular cardiac muscle cell membrane repolarization. The transcript is spliced from 22 exons. Lineage: Eukaryota; Metazoa; Chordata; Actinopteri; Perciformes; Gasterosteidae. The record is from RefSeq and is a predicted model, not a curated record. Gene Ontology annotation, molecular function: inward rectifier potassium channel activity. Bases 112 to 3972 code for a protein of 1286 amino acids.
GAAGGUGAAAGUGUGACUGGACGGGAGCUCAAAGCUCACAGCAGUGGAGUCGGGACAGCUUGGGUGUCAGCCAAUCAGAGCAGCAGGGUGCUCCGGUACCGGGUCCAAACCAUGCCGGUGAGACGGGGCCACGUGGCGCCUCAGAACACUUUCCUGGACACCAUCAUCCGCAAAUUCGAGGGACAAAAUCGAAGGUUUAUCAUUGCCAACGCACAGGUGCAGAAUUGCGCAAUAAUCUUCUGUAAUGACGCCUUCUGUAAGAUGUGUGGUUACACACGGGCGGAGGUCAUGCAGAAACCCUGCACCUGCAGCUUCCUCUACGGACCUCACACCAAGAGACCUGCGGUGGCCCAGAUGGCUAAAGCGCUGCUGGGAGCAGAGGAGAGGAAGAUUGAGAUUUCCCUCUACACCAAAGAAGGAGAGUCUUUCCACUGCGCCAUAGACGUGGUUCCUGUGAAGAACGAAGAUGGCUUGGUCAUCAUAUUUAUUCUCAACUUUGAGCUCCCCACUGAUCCCAGACCCACCAACAGCUCCCCCGCCAAGGAGCUCAACAGAGUGCUGCAGAUCCCCUGGCUGACCCUGGCUCGGCGGCAGCGUCUGCGCGUCCUCCUGCAAUCACUCAGCUCCAGCGCCAGUGUCCUCUCUCAGGAUUCAGAGCUAGGGGCUCCUCGGGCCGACCUCUCUCCCCUGGGACACCAGUCUGUGGCCCUGGACAAGCUGCUGUCCUUCCCUGAGAGACAGCAGCUUGAGGAGGCAAGAGCUGCACUCCUGCUGUGGGACCCAGAACGGGAAGAGGAAAAAGGAGAGCGACAAAAAGGGGGAGAGAGUGGCUCGUUGGUGGCGAGGAGGCGAAGGAGCGAGGGCGACAGAAGGAAAAAGGAUGGAGCUGAUGUUGGUGGGUUGCUGCUGGAUUUAAGUGGAGGAGGAGUAGGGCGGAUGAGAGGGAAGGAGCUCCUCACAGGUUCGUUUCAAGUUCCAGCCUCAUCACCUCCAACACUGGGCCAGCCAUCCGCGCCACAGAGGGGAGAGGAAAGAGGGAGAGGCCCAGAUGAAGACGACUGUCCUCUCCACAGGAACUAUCCUCCCAGCACGCUGGAUGGCAGCUGUAGGACAUUGAGACAUUCCUCCUCAGAGGAUGCCAUCAAGAGCGGGCAGAGUUACUGGGAGAAGAGGCAGCAGCUGAGACACAGCUGUACUGCUGGGAUGGUCACCACCAGAAAGAGCAGCGUGCCAUCUGGUUCAUCAGACAGUUACUCGCGCCGCCGGACCAACAGCCAGCAGAUGACCCGGAGCCUACAGGACACAAAGACGGAGGCCUACGUGGCGUUGCCCCCAGGUGAACUGAGACCUCCCUGCAAACUGAUUGACCGAACACACCAUGUCACAGAGAAGGUCACCGAGGUGCUAUCUCUGGGUGCUGAUGUGUUACCUGAGUACAAACUGCAGUCUCCCAGGAUCCAGAAGUGGACCAUCCUUCACUACAGUCCUUUCAAAGCUGUGUGGGAUUGGGUCAUUUUGCUCCUAGUAAUUUAUACGGCCAUAUUUACUCCGUAUUCUGCUACAUUUCUACUGAGUGACCAGGAGGAGGCAGCAAUACAAACCUGUGGUUACUCCUGUUCCCCCCUCAACGUAGUGGAUCUUAUAGUGGACAUCAUGUUCCUCGUUGACAUAAUCAUCAACUUCAGGACCACGUAUGUGAACUCCAAUGAUGAGGUGGUGAGCCAGUCGUCUCGCAUUGCAGUGCACUACUUCAAAGGCUGGUUCCUAAUUGACAUGGUGGCAGCCAUUCCCUUUGACCUCCUCAUCUACCGCUCAGGAGAGGAGGUGACCACCACGCUGAUUGGCCUGCUGAAGACAGCUCGGUUACUACGAUUGGUUCGUGUAGCCAGGAAGUUGGAUCGUUACUCAGAGUACGGUGCAGCUGUCCUCUUCCUCCUCAUGUGCACCUUUGCCCUCAUCGCCCACUGGCUGGCCUGCAUCUGGUACGCCAUAGGGAAUGUGGAGCGGUCUUCCUCGGCUGGAAUUGGUUGGUUGGACAAUCUCGGCGAGCAGCUCGGGAGGCCGUACAACGAGUCCAUCAUCGGGUCAGGUCCUUCCAUCAGAGAUAAAUAUGUCACGGCUCUGUACUUCACCUUCAGCAGUCUGACCAGUGUUGGCUUCGGGAACGUCUCCCCAAACACCAACUCUGAGAAGAUCUUCUCCAUCUGCGUCAUGCUUAUAGGAGCUCUGAUGUAUGCCAGUAUUUUUGGUAACGUGUCAGCCAUUAUCCAGCGGCUGUACUCUGGCACGGCACGCUACCAUGCUCAGAUGAUGAGAGUUCGAGAGUUCAUACGCUUCCACCAGAUUCCCAACCCUUUGAGGCAACGGCUGGAGGAGUAUUUCCAACACGCUUGGUCAUACACUAAUGGAAUAGAUAUGAAUGCUGUUUUAAAAGGUUUCCCUGAGUGUCUCCAGGCAGAUAUUUGUCUGCACCUCAACAGAUCACUGCUUCAAAACUUUAAGGCUUUUAAAGGAUCCACUAAGGGCUGUAUCAGGGCCCUGGCCAUGAGGUUUAAGACCACCCACGCUCCUCCUGGUGACACUCUAGUCCACACUGGAGACCUGAUAUCAGCUCUGUACUUCAUCUCUAGAGGAUCCAUAGAGAUCCUCAAAGGUGACGCGGUGAUAGCUAUCCUGGGGAAGAACGAUGUCUUUGGAGAGCCCAUCAAUCUGUUUGCUCUCCCUGGAAAAUCCAGCGCAGAUGUCAGAGCUCUGACUUACUGUGAUCUGCACACUAUACAAAGAGAGGAUAUGCUGGAGGUUCUGGGCAUGUAUCCAGAAUUUUGUGAAUAUUUCUGGUCCAACUUGGAGAUCACCUUCAAUCUCAGAGAUCUGAAGGAUGAAGACUCUGACUGUGAGGGCUCCAGCACGUCACUGAGGAAACACAAAAUGUCUUCCACUCACAAAGGUGACGCCACGUCAGCAGCGAGAGAGCGAGUUGGAUGUUCCAGACAGCAGAGUGUCUGUAAGCAGCGUGCAGGCAGCAACAGAGAUGACCAUCAUCAAACAAGUGACAACGAAGGGGAGGAUUCAGAGGAUAGCAGCCCUGCUCAGACUUGCAAGCUUGCUGCUGCCACAAAGGAUAUGAGGGAGAAAAACUGUAACCCUUUAACAGAUGCUUUGUCAGGAGUGUCCAACAUCUUCUCCUUCUGGGGCUCGGAAAGCCGAGAGGAGCCGAGAUACCAGGAGGUGCCCUGCUCCCACAGCCUUCCCUCACCUCCUCCUCAGCCUCCCUCCCAUGAGCUUCCCCUUCCUUUGUCCAUCCCUCAUAGGAAGAAAGUGGAGUUAGAGAAGAGGCUGGAGGCACUACAGAGACAGAUAACCAGGUUGGAGUCUCAUGUGUCAGCAGACAUCGGGACCAUCAUGCAGCUGCUGCAGAGACCCAGGCCAAUGAUCCCACCUUCCUACAGCACCCUGACACCAAUAUCCAACGCCCUCCCCCCCUACAAUGCGGCCUCCCCAACUGGCACCCCAAGCCUCGCCUCACCCACAUACAAGUCACCAACCACCAACUCCGGGCAGAGACUGUCGAAUGAAAACCGAGAUCAACAACAUGAACCAGAAUCUACCUCUCUGGAUUUUGAUUCCUCUGUCUUCCAUUUGGCUGCCCCCCCCCCUCUUAUGCAUACCUCCGUCAUUCACACUUCAUAUCAGUCACUGUUUUCUUCCCCCAGCGUUCCCCAGGACGCCUUCUCCUCCUCACCCCUUCCUCAAACUUCUCUCAUGGCUUCCCCCUCUGUCCUUCCUAAGACUGGAAGUCAACGUGUGUUUCGUUCAUAUUCCCGCCCUUCACCGCUGAGCCAUCUGAACCCUCAGUGGCCAGAGAGGCUUGAUCAACCACCGCUUCCUGUUAGGACACAGAGCUCAGACUCAGUCUCACAGGUACAGUUCAUCUUUCAGGAGCACAGUCUUUUAACCCACAGAGAAGAAUGAGAAACACUUAUAUGGGACAAUAACAGUGGUCUCAUUGGUGAAAGCGACGAAAUCUAUGAGGCUGAUAACUUUAUAAGCUUGUGCUUCCACACACCACUGACAUCAAAGGGUCCCAUCGUACUCUACACUCAACUGACUCUAUUUCUAUAGUUAUUUUCAGUUUUUGUAGCUCUUAGUGUUUGCCGGUAUGACAGCAUCGUAUUGGUGGUUAACAGAGGUGGAAAUUACAUUUACUCGCAUUACUGUAAUUGAGUAGUUUUUUGUGUACUUCUACUUCUACUUUCUAAGUAUUUUUUUCAAUCUGUAAUUUUACAUUUACUUAAGUAUUUUUUGUUUGAAGUAUUGUACUUCGCUACAUUUUAAAUCAUAUCCGUUACUGAGUAAAAAAAAAUUCAAAGGAAAAAAAAAUCGCGUUACUGCACUGAUUGAGUGAUAAGCGGGAGAACGAAGGCGCUAAACAAGAAUGAUGGAGACGGACAAAACAGAUGCAAACCCUGCUGAAAUCGAAUGAAAAUACGAAGCGUAGCCGCUAAACCGGAAGUACGUUGAUUUUCACAAGAAUCGACACAACCGUCUGUAAUGACUGCGGUUACCAGGGUAACAAGAGGAGAAAAGUUAAUUAACUGAUAUAAAUAAAUAAUCCUGGUCUGACGGGAUGUGUUAGCAGCAGUACUUGACUACACUCGCUGCUCUUGGCUCUGAUAUUUAUUGUCCACGUAUUGUUUUGCUUCAAUGAGCAGAGACAGUUUAAGGAGACGCAGCGUAAACGGUCCGCCACUGGAGUGCAUACGUCCCCACGUCAGCGAACCGUCGGUCGGAGCACCAGCGCCACCCCCCCCGUCAGCGAUCCACAGUUCAUGCCAUAUUUAGUGGUUGUAGAAAUGUUUAAAAUGUUUUAUUGGAUAAUCUGCACUAAAAUCCUCAUUUAUUAUUUUUGCUAUUACACUUUAAUUUGUAAAUGUCUUCCUUCAUUUAAAAACAACUAGAUUGAGAUUUAUUUCCCCUUGUCUUUUUUUAACUACACUAGAAUCCCGCACCCCACCCAGCUUUUAAAAAAGUAACUCAGUAACUUUUACAUUUUUAAUGAGCUACUUUUUACUUUUACUUGAGUAAAUUUUUAGACUGGUAACUUUACUUGUAUUUCAGUAAAAUUUGACUUAAGUAACAGUACUUUUACUUGAGUACAACAUUUUGUUACUCUUUCCACCUCUGGUGGUUAAAACACAGUUCCGAUCAGGUGUCAUACUCUGCCAACCUUUAAAGUGUAUAAUCACUGACUAAUUUGUCUCCAUUUGGUCUGAUUGUAGGGAUAUCAUCACUCAUAGUAUAUCAUCAUGAUGUAAAGAAAGAUACCACGUAGACACCCAUCAGUUUCUUCUUUGUAUAGCGUGGUUUAGAGAAAAGGUUUGUUACAGUAUGUUCAUAACAAACCCACAGGACUCCAUAACCAACUGUAUAUCUGUCCAUAGCAGCAUCUGAUGUCAGAUUGUGAGGUCCAGUCCUCCAAACGCCCAUCUGAUGGCAGACAACCGCUCCUUCAGACGGAGGACAGACCCUGUCCUCCUAUCAUCGUUCAUUCAGAGCUUCUGCCCAAAAGUGGAAUCAACCAAUCAGGGGGGGGUCCACGGCUCUCAUCUGCUCAAUACAAUACAGAAGCAGCAUCGCAGCGGCAUGGGAGCCAGCGGCGCAUGUCGAUGCCAGGUUCAUUCGACAGCGUCUAGCUGACUCAGCACCACAGUUCAAACCCAGCAGGUCAGAUUUUUCAAAUGCACACAAAAGGAUUUACAAAUAAAAUUGACAAAAAAAUGCUCGCUGAAAAAUUGACAAAUACAAUCCAAUGCACCAAUACGUAAAUUAUAAAUUUUCUUUCUGCAUUUGUAUGUAUUUGUGUGUGAAUUUUUCUAUUUGUUUGUAGAUUUGUACGUAUUUGUUUGAGAAUUGCUCUUCUGUAGCCAAUCAGAUGUGGCCCUCCUUUUCAACCAAUCACCUGAUGAUGUGAAAAAAUAACUAAUUAAUUGGUUAAUCCAGAUUAAAGGUUUGUUUUUCUCACACAUGUGAUCAUCAUGGAGGCAGAAUUCCACGGGUACACUCUUCCUGCUGUCCUCGUGCACUUUGCUCUCAACUCUCCAUCAUUUGACGGCUGUGUUUGAAAUGCCAAAACUCUCCCGACAUUUAGCCAGGGCGUUUUCCAAACCACAGUCUUUUAGGGGUACAGUGCAGGGUAGAUGUUGAAAUGGAAGUAGCCUAGCAGCUAGCUUAGCUUAGCGUAGCAGUGCGUAAAGUGGUCCAUUUGCAUCUUACCCCCUUCUGUUUGACAUGUGGAGAUAUUCCUCUGCGGGUUAGGGUCUGAUAUGGGUCACAAUGAUCAGGCGUAACCACGCAUCCAUUGGGGUCGCCCCCCCCAAUAUUGAGAAAACACCAAUCUUUCC